GGAAACAAGGUCUUAGGGGGAGGAGGAGUUGCUGAACUUUGAUGGUGAGAGUGAGAAAGCACCAAAAAUGGCGCCCAAAAAGAAUCAGAAACAGACCCGAAAGCCCCAACCUUCUUCAUCAUCAUCAUCAUCAUCAUCAACCGCUCCAAGGCUGCAAAUCUCAGCCGAAAACGAGAACCGUCUCCGCCGUCUACUCCUCAACUCCGCCCCACAUCCUCCUCCUCCGACGGCGGCGGACGACGACACCCAAACCCUAACCCUAACCAAAUCCUAGAAGGCCAAGAAGCUCAAAUCCAUUUACGAGAAACUCUCCUGCGAAGGUUUCACCAACCACCACAUCGAGCUCGCUCUCUCCGCUCUCAAAGACGCCGCCACCUUCGAAUCUGCCCUCGAUUGGCUUUGCCUCAAUCUGCCCAGUGAUGAACUUCCCCUCAAAUUUUCCACCGGAGCUUCGUCGUUUGACAAAGGGGGUUCUGUUGGUGUUGUUGUUUUCCAAAAUUCAACAACCAGAGCUACCAAGGAUGAUGAAGCAGAAGCAGAAGCAGAAGCAGAAGCAGAAGAAGAAGCUGUAGAAACUCAGUUUUUGAUCAAGAGAAGACAGUUGAAUGAUGGUGGUGGUGGUGGUUUAGAUUCUUCAUUUCAAAAGUCUCAAGCUGAUUGGAUUAAGCAAUAUGUGCAGCAACAGGAAGAGGAGGAAGAGGAAUCUGAGAAUUGGGAGGAUGAAUAUGACUUCAAUGGCGGUGCGAAAAGUAAUAGGAUCAAGCAACAACCUAGGUCUUAUGAUGUUAUUGCUCAAGAGUGGGCUGCGAGGUUGGAAGCUGCGAGGGCCAAGGAAAAAGGGGAUAAGAAACAAAAGGAGCAGGCGGGGAUUGUCAUCCGGGAAUUGAAACAGGAGAUGUCUGCUCUUGGAUUGUCAUAUGAAAAUUUGGAGUUAGAAUAUAAUGAGGAGCAUGGUAAGAUCAGUUCUGACCCUGCAUCUGAGAGGGGUAAUGAGCCUUUUGAUUGUGUUGGAGAUAAUACCCCAUGUGAUGUGGGAGGUGAUUCGGUCGUUGCUUUGCCUUCUGAUGGAAAAUUAGUUGAUGGAGAUGAUGUGGAGGAGGAGGACCAUAGCAAGGAGGAAAAUCUACAUGUUGAAAGGGAUUCUGCUAAAGGAGAGGGUGGAGACAUUGAGCUUGGUGGGUUCUUCAUGGAGGAUGUGGCAUCCAAUGAAAUGUUGAAAGCGCAGAAGCAAGAGAAAAUUAAGAGGUUAUCUGAGGAGAAGAAGAGUUUGGAGAAAUUAGAUGGCAUUUGGAAGAAGGGGGACCCUCAAAAGAGUCCAAAGGCUAUUCUUCAUCAAAUGUGCCAGAGAUCAGGGUGGGAUGCUCCGAAGUUCAAUAAAGUUCUUGGCAGGGGAAAGAGUUUCUCCUAUACUGUGAGCAUUUUGCGUAAAGCUAGUGGGAGGGGCAAGAGCCGAAAAGCUGGGGGGCUGGUCACAUUUCAGCUUCCAGAUCAGAAUGAGACCUUUGAAUCUGCUGAGGAUGCACAGAAUAAAGUGGCAGCAUAUGCUUUGUUCCAGCUGUUUCCUGAUACCCCGGUUCAUCUUCCGAUUACCGAGCCUUAUGCUUCAUUUGUUAUUAAGUUGAUGGAAGGCGAAUCAUCAACCAAGCUAGAAGACAGUGAGGAAGACCAUAGGUCUCGUUUUGUGGAUUCAUUAUUACUUGGCAAUGGUUCUGGUGAAACUGCGUCUGUUGAUGUUACAGAUUGCAAGCCUCCUGAAUCCUUUGUUAGACAAGAUGAAAAUAAAAAUUCAACCCAUGCUAGUCCUCAACCAUUUUCUCAGAGAGAAAUCCAUAUGAAGGAAAUGGAGAGUGCUGAGUUGAGAAAAGCCCAAGGUAAUAAAAUGAGAAGCCAAAGAUACCAGGAUAUGUCAAAAUUUAGAGCUACACUUCCCAUUGCUGCACUAAAGGGUGAUAUAUUGCAAUUACUAAAGGAAAAUGAUGUACUUGUCGUUUGUGGGGAAACAGGCUCUGGAAAGACAACUCAGGUUCCACAAUUUAUAUUGGAUGACAUGAUUGAGUCAGGACUUGGCGGACACUGUAACAUUGUUUGCACACAGCCAAGGAGAAUAGCGGCUAUUUCUGUGGCUGAAAGAGUUGCAGACGAGAGGUGUGAACCUUCACCGGGUUUGCAAGGUUCCUUGGUUGGCUAUCAAGUUCGUCUUGAUAGUGCCAAGAAUGAGAAAACAAAGCUUCUGUUCUGUACAACUGGCAUCCUUCUGAGAAAAUUGAUGGGGGACCGAAACUUGACUGGCAUUACUCAUAUCAUAGUUGAUGAAGUACAUGAGAGGUCUUUAUUGGGUGAUUUUCUUCUAAUUGUGUUAAAGGAUCUAGUUGAGAAGCGGUCCACUGAAAGUUCUACGAAACUGAAGGUCAUUCUAAUGUCUGCGACAGUUGAUGCAACUUUAUUUUCAAGAUACUUUGGCCAUUGCCCUGUAGUUACUGCAGAAGGUAGGACUCAUCCAGUGACAACAUCCUUUCUUGAGGAUAUAUAUGAUCAGAUUAAUUAUCGACUUGCUUCAGAUUCUCCAGCUUCUUUAGCAUAUGGAGGGUUUCCCAAAGGACAUAAUUCACAGAAAGGUUCUGUGACAAAUAGCAGGGGGAAGAAGAAUCUAGUCUUAUCUGGAUGGGGUGACGAGUCUCUGCUUUCUGAAGAAUCUUCUAACCCAUAUUUUGUUCCAAGUAAUUAUCAAUCAUACAGUGAACAAGCCCAACAAAAUCUAAAAAGAUUGAAUGAAGAUGUCAUUGAUUAUGAUCUUCUUGAAGAUCUAAUAUGUUUCAUUGAUGAAACUCAUGGUGAGGGUGCCAUCCUUGUAUUCUUGCCUGGAGUGUCUGAAAUAAACAAUUUAUAUGAUAAGUUGGUGGCUUCAUACCAAUUUGGUGGGCAAUCUUCUGAUUGGGUCAUUCCUUUGCAUUCAUCAGUUGCAUCAACUGAACAGAAAAGGGUGUUUCUACGCCCUCCUGGAAAUAUACGUAAGGUUGUUAUAGCCACAAAUAUAGCAGAGACCAGCAUAACAAUAGAUGAUGUGGUAUAUGUAAUUGACUGUGGAAGGCAUAAGGAGAAUCGAUAUAAUCCACAGAAGAAAUUGUCUAGCAUGGUUGAAGAUUGGAUUUCUCAAGCAAAUGCAAGGCAGCGUCGGGGUAGAGCUGGAUGGGUAAAGCCUGGAAUUUUCUUUUGCUUGUAUACUCGCCAUAGAUUUGAAAGACUCAUGCGCCCUUAUCAGGUUCCUGAGAUGCUUCGUAUGCCAUUAGUCGAAUUGUGUCUGCAGAUUAAGUUACUAUCACUUGGACAUAUAAAACCAUUUUUGUCUGAGGCUUUAGAACCUCCCAAGAAUGAAGCAAUGGAUACAGCAGUAUCUUUAUUGUAUGAGGUAGGUGCUCUUGAAGGGGAUGAAGAGUUGACGCCUCUUGGACAUCAUCUGGCAAAACUUCCUGUUGAUGUAUUGAUUGGGAAGAUGAUGCUGUAUGGUGCAAUAUUCGGUUGCUUGUCUCCUAUUCUUUCGGUUUCUGCAUUUUUCAGUUACAAGUCUCCAUUUAUUUAUCCUAAGGAUGAGAAGCAAAAUGUUGAAAGAGCCAAAUUAGCAUUGUUAAAUUAUAAGAUAGAUGGAUCUGGUGACACAAAUGACAUGGAUCGUCAAUCUGAUCACAUUAUUUUAUUAAUGAUGAAAGCUUAUGAAAAAUGGGAGAAAAUUUUGAAUCAGAAAGGAACUAAAGCCGCGCAGCAAUUCUGCAAUUCAUAUUUCUUGAGCAGCUCUGUGAUGUUAACUAUAAGGGAGAUGAGGGUGCAGUUUGGAACUUUGCUAGCAGACAUUGGUCUCAUCUCUCUCCCAAAGGAUUAUCAGAAGGAUGGAAAAAAGAUAGCGAAACUUGACAGUGUUCUUUGUGAUGCAUCACAACCAUUUAAUAUAUAUUCACAUCAUUCUUCAGUUCUGAAGGCUAUACUAUGUGCAGGUUUAUACCCCAAUGUAGCAGCUGGUGAGCAAGGCAUUGUUGCAGCAACUCUCAGCAGCCUUAAGCGGUCUUCGAGCAAUGCAUAUUCUGGUCGCACGCUCUGGUUUGAUGGAAGAAGAGAAGUUCAUGUCCACCCUUCUUCUAUCAACAGUAACACAAAAGCAUUCCAAUACCCCUUUAUUGUGUUCCUUGAAAAGGUUGAAACAAACAAGGUGUUUCUGCGAGAUACUUCAGUGAUUUCGCCAUACUCUAUUUUGCUCUUUGGAGGGUCAAUUAAUGUCCAGCAUCAGACUGGACUGGUCGCCAUUGAUGGAUGGUUGAAAUUGACUGCACCUGCCCAAAUAGCUGUCUUGUUCAAGGAGUUACGAUUGAGACUCCAUUCCAUUCUGAAGGAGCUUAUCAGAAAACCGGAGAACGCCAUUGUCGUGAAUAAUGAGAUCAUUAAGUCUAUUAUCAAUCUGCUUUUAGAAGAAGGCAAUGUGCCUAAAUGAUUGAGCAUCAACUCAUGUGAUCUAAAGCAUUUAUUUAAACUAAACUCUGCCAGUUAUUCUGUUUGUGUAAAAGUAACUGAGAUUUCUCCUCCCUGAAAAGGAAAAAACCCCUUUUGGACCUUGUUGCUUCUUCCAGUCAUUUGACCAUUGAAUAUGACAAGUGAAGUAAAUUAACCA
Molecule: messenger RNA, 4654 nt
Organism: Lotus japonicus
Lineage: Eukaryota; Viridiplantae; Streptophyta; Magnoliopsida; Fabales; Fabaceae
Product: DExH-box ATP-dependent RNA helicase DExH7, chloroplastic-like
Cellular component (GO): intracellular anatomical structure
Molecular function (GO): RNA binding; ATP binding
Source: RefSeq, a predicted model, not a curated record